Messenger RNA from Chrysoperla carnea, 2103 nucleotides. Its product is annotated as glucose dehydrogenase [FAD, quinone]-like. Gene Ontology annotation, molecular function: ecdysone oxidase activity; flavin adenine dinucleotide binding. The coding region runs from base 54 to 1886 and encodes 610 amino acids. The record is from RefSeq and is a predicted model, not a curated record. The transcript has a single exon. NCBI's taxonomy places the organism in Eukaryota, Metazoa, Arthropoda, Insecta, Neuroptera, Chrysopidae.
UGUAGCGAAUUAAAUCUGUUAAGUGCAGUGCAGUAGUGAUUGGUGUUUCUGCAAUGGAUUGUUUAUUAAAUACCACAAAUAUCUGUGGCUCGACAUUAACAGAUGUUGGCGGUUUAUUAUUAUUACAAUUAUUUCAUAAUUUGUUACAAUCGAAGUAUGCAACGACUCCCGAUUACCCACGGGAUCAUGCCAAUGAUUAUCUAAACACAUACGAUUUUAUUGUGGUAGGAUCGGGAUCUGCAGGUGCUGCAGUAGCAGGUGAUUUGGCGGCACAAAAAAAUUGGAAAAUUUUAUUAAUUGAAGCUGGUGAUAAUCCAGAUUUAUCUUCGGAAAUACCACAUUUAUUUUUUUCACGAGUGAAUUCCACACAGGACUUUUGUUAUCGUGUUGAACCUCAAAAGAAUUCUUGUCGAGCUUUUAAUAAUCAUCAAUGUGCAUGGCCUCGGGGAAAAGUUUUGGGUGGUUGUUCAGCCAUGAAUGCUAUGGUUUAUAAUCAAGGUAAUCCACAAGAUUACGAUUAUUGGGAAGAAUUGGGAAAUGACGGAUGGUCUUGGAAAGGAGUUGAAAAAUAUUUUGAUCGUCAAAUGAAUGAAGUUAUUAAACCAAUUGAUUAUGACAGGGAUGAAAAAGAUAUUUUAACGGAAACUGCAGAAAUAUUUAUAAAAGCUGGAAAAGAAGUGGGAUUAAAUUAUUUAACGGAAAAAGAAAAAGUUUCGCGUGGUUAUGUUGGGAUAUAUAAAGUUUUGGGUACUGUAGAAGAUGGACAACGCAAAAGCUCUGCUAAAGCAUUUUUGGUUCCUAUUGCUAAGCAAGAAAAUUUACAUGUUAUUAAAAAUGGAUUUGUUACAAAAGUAUUAAUAGACGAAGCCACAAAAGUGACAAAAGGUGUAGAAGUGUUUUUGAAUAAUAAACUAAUUCAAAUUAAUGUUGACAAAGAGGUGAUUUUAAGUGCUGGGUCUAUAAAUACACCACAGAUUUUAAUUUUAUCUGGUAUUGGACCUGAAGAACAUUUAACCAAUUUAGGAAUUAAAGUUAUCCAAGAUUUACCAGUGGGUCAACAUUUACAAGAUCAUCCCAAUGUAAUGCUUCCCGUCGCUAUUUUUGAUAGUACUUCGGAUAAUUAUACAAAUUUAAUUGACGCUAAUCAAAUUUUUAAAUAUUUCACUCAUGGGAAUGGACUUUUAUCUCGAAUCGGUUUAACAAAUCUUUUAACUUAUGUGAAUCCAAAAGAUCCCAAUUCCGAUAUUGGUGAAAUUUCACAUAAUUACAUAUUUUACCCAAAAAAAGAUGAAGUGUUAUUGGAGAAAUUUUUGGCUCGAUCAAACUUUAAAGCAAAUGUAAUUACAAAAAUUAUGGAGCAAAAUAAAAAAACACCAAUUAUUCUUGUAUUCCAUACUUUAUUACGCCCUAAAUCUAGAGGUGUAAUUACAUUACGAUCCAAAAAUCCAUUUGAUCAUCCAAUAAUUGAUCCAAACACACAUUCCGUCCACGAAGAUCUUGAAACGUUACUUGGAUCUAUUCGACACUUACAAAAAGUUUUUCAAACUAGUGUGCUUAAACCUCAUACGCCAAAAAUUUUGGACUUCGAUUUCGAUGAAUGUAAAAAUUUUGCAAAAGAUUCAAAUGAAUAUUGGAUUUGUAUAAUUAAACAAUUUUCCGCAACUUUAUAUCAUCCUGCGGGUACAGCUCGUAUGGGAAUCGAUUCAAAGGCAAGUGUAGUUAGUCCUCGAUUAAAAGUGCAUGGUGUAAAAGGGUUACGUGUGGCGGAUUGCAGUAUUAUGCCAAAAAUUGUUGGUGGAAAUACACAUGCGCCAUGUAUGAUGAUUGGCUCGAAGGCGGCUGAUAUGAUUAUACAAGAUUGGUCACAAGGUCAUUAUGAACUAUAAGAUAUAUUUGAUAAUGCACUUUCUUUUGUUUUAAAAUAGAUCAAAUAUCGGAUGAUAACAUGUUUUUCACAACAUGUUUCAUGUUUUUAUAAAUGGCCUAAGUGUCAUAUUAAGUUGAUUUAGUUAUCAUAUUCAUAUCCAGUUAUCAGUUAUUCAUAUUUUGGCUUUGAAAUUUUGAAUUUUAUCAAAAUAAAAAAAGGUUUUGGUAUUUUUUGAU